AUGCAGAAAGCCCGGGGCACGCGAGGCGAGGACGCGGGCACGAGGGCACCCCCCAGCCCCGGGGUGCCCCCGAAGAGGGCCAAGGUGGGGGCCGGCGGAGGGGCCCCGGCGGCCGCGGCCGGGGCUCCCGUCUUCCUGCGGCCCCUGCGGAACGCGGCGGUGUGUGCGGGCGGUGACGUGCGGCUGCGGGUGGUGCCCGGCUGCCUGUGGCUGCGGAGCUGCGGGGCGCGGGACGCCGGCGCGUACAGCUGCAGGGCCCAGAACGAGCGGGGCCGGGCCUCCUGCGAGGCGGUCGUCACGGUGCUGGAAGUCGGAGUCUGGGUCCGUGUCAGCACGGAGCCGCCACCCCCAAGGACCCUUGCCCUGCAUCUGACCUCGGCGCCCCCACCCUCCGGCGAGAAAACCGGCCAUUCCCGCCGGGCCUUUGGCCGAAUCACCCAUGACUCGGAGCCGGCUGAGGAUGACAUCAGCGAUGUGCAGGGGACCCAGCGCCUGGAGCUUCUGGAUGACGGGGCCUUCAGCACCCCCACGGGGGGUUCUGAUACCCUGGUGGGCACCUCCCUGGACACACCCCCGACCUCCGUGACAGGCACUUCGGAGGAGCAAGUGAGCUGGUGGGGCAGCGGGCAGACGGUCCUGGAGCAGGAAGCGGGCAGUGGGGGUGGCACCCGCCGCCUCCCGGGCAGCCCAAGGCAAGCACAGGCAACCGGGGCCGGGCCACGGCACCUGGGGGUGGAGCCGCUGGUGCGGGCUUCUCGAGCUAAUCUGGUGGGCGCAAGCUGGGGGUCAGAGGAUAGCCUUUCGGUGGCCAGUGACCUGUACGGCAGCGCGUUCAGUCUGUACAGAGGACGGGCGCUCUCAAUCCACGUCAGCGUCCCUCAGAGCGGAUUGCACAGGGAGGAGCCUGACCUUCAGCCUCAGCCGGCCAGCGAAGCCCCGCGCCGCCCGGCCCUUCCGCCUCCCUCCAAAUCCGCGCUGCUCCCCCCACCGUCCCCUCGGGUGGGUAAGCGGUCCCCACCGGGACCCGGCGCCCAGCCCCCAGGCCCCCCCAGCUCGCCCCACCGACGUACUCAGGAGCCCGUGCUGCCUGAGGACGCCACCGGCGAAGAGAAGCGAGGGAAAAAGUCCAAGUCGUCGGGGCCCUCGCUGGCGGGCACAGCAGAGUCUCGGCCCGAGGACGAGCCUGGGAGGCCCCGGAGCCGCGGACCGGUGGGCCGGACGGAGUCGGGGGAAGGCCCGCAGCAGGAGGUUAGGCGCCGGGACCAGUUCCCGCUGACCCGGGGCAGAGCCAUCCAGGAGUGCCGGAGCCCUGUGCCGGCCCCCGCUGCCGAUCCCCCCGAGGCCAGGACGAAAGGCCCCCCGGGGCGGAAGCGGGAGCCCCCGGCGCAGGCCGUGCGCUUCCUGCCCUGGGCCACGCCGGGCCUGGAGGGCGCUGCUGUGCUCCAGACAUUGGAGAAGAACAGGGCGGGGCCUGAGGCGGAGAAGAGGCUGCGCCGAGGGCCGGAGGAGGACGGUCCCUGGGGGGCCUGGGACCGCCGAGGUCCCCGCAGCCAGGGCAAAGGUCGUCGGGUUCGGCCCACCUCCCCUGAGCUCGAGUCUUCAGAUGACUCCUAUGUGUCUGCUGGAGAAGAGCCACUGGAGGCCCCUGUGUUUGAGAUCCCUCUGCAGAACGUGGUAGUAGUACCAGGGGCCGACGUGCUACUCAAGUGCAUCAUCACCGCCAACCCCCCACCCCAAGGGAGAUUUCCCAGGACCCCCUGA
Molecule: messenger RNA, 1761 nt
Organism: Galeopterus variegatus (Sunda flying lemur)
Lineage: Eukaryota; Metazoa; Chordata; Mammalia; Dermoptera; Cynocephalidae
Product: striated muscle preferentially expressed protein kinase-like
Exons: 10
Coding region: 1-1761 (586 amino acids)
Biological process (GO): muscle cell differentiation
Molecular function (GO): protein kinase activity
Source: RefSeq, a predicted model, not a curated record